This is a messenger RNA of Liolophura sinensis, 1046 nucleotides long. RefSeq names its product endothelial differentiation-related factor 1 homolog. The record is from RefSeq and is a predicted model, not a curated record. The transcript is spliced from 5 exons. The coding region runs from base 94 to 525 and encodes 143 amino acids. Lineage: Eukaryota; Metazoa; Mollusca; Polyplacophora; Chitonida; Chitonidae. Gene Ontology annotation, molecular function: DNA binding. Gene Ontology annotation, cellular component: nucleus.
CACUUUUCAUACGAAAUAACAUUCGAGAUAAACAGUGUUGUGAAAGCCUUUAUUGCGCCUUUUCAUUUUUAGGUAAACUUACAGACAAGUAAGAUGGCGGAAUCGUGGGACGAAGUCACCUAUAUCAGGAAAAGACAACCUAAAGCUAGUCAAAUGAGAUCUCAACAGGCUGUGAUUGCUGCUCAAAGAUCUGGUGGGGAAGUUGAGACUUCCAAAAAAUGGUCUGCUGGUCAGAACAAACAGCACCUAGCCUCGAAGGACACCGCCAAACUGGAUCGUGAGACAGAAGAGCUUCAUCACAGUAAAGUGGGCCAUGAUGUGGGGGUGUUGAUUCAGCAGGGUCGACAGGCUAAAAAGUGGACACAGAAAGAUCUGGCAACACGGAUUAACGAGAAGGGGCAGGUGGUGAAUGAUUACGAAUCCGGUCGAGCGAUUCCUAACCAGCAGGUGAUGACUAAACUGGAGAGAGCGUUAGGGAUAAAACUCAGAGGCAAAGACAAAGGCCAACCUUUGGGCAAGAAAUGAACUUUUAUUGUUUUUGAGACCCAGCAUUUGUUGGAGAAACGGAGUCGUUUAUAUGCAUAUAUUGACAUACUGUGUACUAAUAUCAUAAGUGUCCGAUAGAUGAAAGCCGUUUGGAAAGCCAUGUUACAUUUUACUUGUUGCAGGUGUUAUCCUCAUAACUGAUGAAAUUUAUUUGCAUUCACUCAGUUUUUGUGAUUAUUAGGUGCUGUUUAAUGGCAGUGUAAUGGAUUUUUUUUUCAGUUCUAAAGAUAGUUUGGUUUACUUUAUUAGUUUUCUUUAUGUUGGAAUGAAACUUAUGCUUUUGCAUGGCCGGUAAAAUUCUGUGAAAAGGAUUUCGCUCAGCUUUCAGUGCUAAAAGCUUCUUCCAUGCAAACCUACUUCCUGGUGAAACAUUAAUUCUUUAGACAAUUAAAGGACAUUUUAAAUUUUCUUACAUCUGUCAAAAUUGUUUUUCAUCAACACCUGAUUUAUGAUAUGUAUUUGCAUUGUACAAAGUAUUAAAGAAAGUUUUAUACCCAAAA